Molecule: messenger RNA, 5971 nt
Organism: Mus pahari (shrew mouse)
Lineage: Eukaryota; Metazoa; Chordata; Mammalia; Rodentia; Muridae
Gene: Tmtc3
Product: transmembrane O-mannosyltransferase targeting cadherins 3
Exons: 14
Coding region: 199-2961 (920 amino acids)
Biological process (GO): protein O-linked glycosylation via mannose
Cellular component (GO): endoplasmic reticulum
Molecular function (GO): protein binding; mannosyltransferase activity
Source: RefSeq, a predicted model, not a curated record
GCGGGAGGCUGCGGCUAGCCCUGGAAGAACUGGGGAAGGCUCGGGAAGCGGGAGGAGCGCCUGCUAAGGUGCGGCCGCCCCGGAGUCUGAGCGUGGCGGGCUAUGACUGUGAUUUCUGCGGAGUCCUCCUCCGGUCCACCGUCCCAGACGCUUUCCUGAACCGUCUCCUGGCGGAGCCGCCCUCAGCUUGGCUGAUAGAUGCUUGAAGGAAUGAUGGCUGAUAUUAACUUCAAAGAAGUGAUUUUAAUAGUCAGUGUGGUUGCCGCCUGCUACUGGAACAGCCUGUUCUGCGGGUUUGUUUUUGAUGAUGUUUCAGCAAUACUGGAUAAUAAAGACCUGCAUCCAUCUACACCUUUAAAAACUUUAUUUCAGAAUGACUUCUGGGGAACUCCUAUGUCUGAGGAGAGAAGCCACAAGUCGUACAGGCCCUUAACGGUGUUGACGUUUCGCUUAAAUUAUCUCCUCAGUGAGCUAAAACCCAUGUCUUACCACCUCCUGAACACAGUGUUCCACGCUGUCGUCAGUGUGAUCUUCCUGAAGGUCUGCAGACUCUUUCUGGAUAAGAGGAGCAGUGUGAUUGCUGCUCUGCUCUUCGCAGUGCACCCAAUCCAUACAGAAGCAGUCACAGGUGUUGUAGGAAGAGCCGAGCUCUUAUCAUCUGUCUUUUUCCUAGCUGCGUUUCUCUCGUAUACUAAGUCAAAAGGACCAGACAAUUCCAUAGUGUGGACCCCGAUUGCAUUGACCGUGUUUUUAGUGGCUGUUGCAACACUGUGUAAGGAACAAGGAAUAACGGUUGUCGGAAUUUGUUGUGUAUAUGAAGUAUUUGUGGCCCAAGGGUACACCUUGCCGUUGUUAUGCACCGUUGCUGGACAGUUUCUCCGUGGGAAGGGCAGCAUUCCGUUUUCUAUGCUGCAGACAUUGAUAAAGCUCAUUGUCCUGAUGUUCAGUACGUUACUACUUGUUGUGAUCAGAGUUCAAGUUAUUCAGUCACAACUUCCAGUGUUUACAAGGUUUGAUAAUCCAGCUGCUGUAAGCCCAACCCCUACACGACAGCUUACUUUUAACUACCUCCUUCCUGUGAACGCUUGGCUUCUACUGAAUCCUUCAGAGCUCUGCUGUGAUUGGACCAUGGGAACAAUACCACUGAUAGAAUCAUUUCUAGAUGUUCGAAAUCUCGCCACUUUUGCUUUCUUUUGCUUUCUGGGGGCUUUGGGAAUAUUCAGUCUCAGAUACCCUGGUGACUCCUCAAAGACUGUCCUAAUGGCGCUUUGUUUAAUGGCGUUACCAUUUAUUCCCGCAUCAAACCUGUUCUUUCCUGUUGGAUUUGUUGUUGCUGAGCGAGUACUGUAUGUUCCUAGCAUGGGGUUCUGUAUUUUAGUAGCCCAUGGAUGGCAAAAAAUUUCAAACAAAAGUGUGCUGAAAAAGCUCUCGUGGGUUUGUCUGUCCAUGGUGAUACUAACCCAUGCCUUGAAAACACUUCAUAGAAAUUGGGACUGGGAGUCAGAAUAUACAUUGUUUAUGUCAGCCUUAAAGGUGAACAAAAACAAUGCCAAAUUAUGGAAUAAUGUGGGUCAUGCUCUGGAGAAUGAGAAGAACUUUGAUAAAGCUUUGAAAUACUUCUUGCAGGCUACCCAUGUUCAGCCAGAUGACAUCGGUGCCCACAUGAAUGUAGGAAGAACUUAUAAAAACUUGAACAGAACUAAAGAAGCUGAAGCGUCUUAUAUGCUGGCUAAAUCACUGAUGCCUCAGAUUAUCCCUGGUAAAAAAUAUGCAGCCAGAAUUGCCCCUAAUCACCUAAACGUUUAUAUCAAUCUGGCCAACCUUAUUCGAGCAAAUGAGUCCCGCCUGGAAGAAGCGGACCAGCUGUACCGACAGGCCAUCAGCAUGAGGCCAGACUUCAAGCAGGCUUACAUUAGCAGGGGAGAGUUGCUUUUAAAAAUGAAUAAGCCUCUCAAAGCAAAGGAAGCGUAUCUUAAAGCACUAGAGCUGGACAGGAAUAAUGCAGAUCUCUGGUACAACUUGGCAAUUGUUUAUAUUGAACUUAAAGAACCAAAUGAGGCUCUGAAGAACUUUAAUCGAGCUUUGGAACUAAACCCCAAACAUAAGCUAGCACUGUUCAAUUCUGCUAUUUUAAUGCAGGAAUCAGGUGAAGUUAAACUCAGACCUGAAGCUAGAAAACGGCUUCUAAAUUACGUAAAUGAAGAGCCACAGGAUGCUAAUGGCUAUUUCAAUUUGGGGAUGCUCGCCAUGGAUGACAAAAAGGAUUCAGAAGCUGAGUCUUGGAUGAAGAAAGCCAUCAAAUUACAGCCUGACUUCAGAAGUGCUUUGUUUAACCUGGCACUCCUGUAUUCGCAGACUGCUAAGGAGUUAAAGGCAUUACCAAUCUUAGAAGAGCUGCUCAAAUACUAUCCUGACCAUACCAAGGGUCUCAUUUUAAAAGGAGACAUUCUGAUGAACCAAAAGAAGGAUAUACCUGGAGCUAAAAAAUGUUUUGAAAAGAUACUAGAAAUGGAUCCAACCAAUGUGCAGGGGAAGCACAACCUGUGUGUUGUGUACUUUGAAGAGAAGGAGUUACUAAAAGCUGAAAGGUGUCUUGUGGAAACAUUGGCAUUAGCACCACAUGAGGAGUAUAUUCAACGCCAUUUGAGUAUAGUCAGGGAUAGAAUCUCCUCUUCUGGUAUUGUGGAGCAGCCACUGGCCCCAGUUGAUAAGACUACAGGUACAGAGGAGAGAGAUGAAAUCCCUUCUGAGGAUGUAAAAGAAAAAAGCAGUGAAUCCAGACCACCACAAAUUUUAAAAGCAAACGAUAACAGAAACUCUAAAUCCAACAAGCAAUCAACAGAAAAUGCAGACCAAGAUGCCCCCCAUAAAACAACAAAAGACAUCAAAGAAAUUGAGAAGAAAAGAGUUGCUGCUUUGAAAAGGCUAGAAGAGAUUGAACGUAUUUUAAAUGGAGAAUAAUACUAAUUCUGUGUCAUGUAACAAUGUUUGCAAGACCUUCAGUCUAUAUCAUGUGUUUGCUUGUUCUGGAGACAGAAAAAUGUCAAGAAUAUAUACUGGUUUUUCAGAAACUGUUUAAGAUCUUCUAUAUAGGAUCAAAAUGAGAGUUUCACUGAAGACCUACCUGUCCCAGGAUAUAUAUUUUAUAAGCUAGGACACAAAUUUUAAUUUGGAUGACUAAAAGAGAAAUCACAAAUUGCAGGUCACAAUUUGAAACUUUUAUUAUAGAAAGAAAAGGUGUGGGUUUAAUAUACAAAGCAAAGGGUGGGAGUACUGGUAAGUUUCUCCUAAUCUGAUCGAAAUAAUAUGUAUGGGGUGUAAGGAUGAAUCCUUGGAGAUGAGUCCGGAAUGUACUGGGGUUUGUGAAUUCCCAUUUAUUAACUCUUUUCAUUUUUCUUUACCUCUUUGCAUCCAGAAAUGGACAUUCUCUUUUCUUCAGUAAUUCUCAUAAACCAAGCGACAUUGUAUUGCAAAUGUAUACUGUGUUCUUUCAUUGGGAUUAGAAGGAAUGGUAGAAAAAAAAACAUUUUAAAGUAAAUCAUGUAUCACAUAGAUGACAUUUUAGGUUAGGAAUGCAUUUUGUCCUUCACUGUAAACUGUAAAGCAGGUGAAGCGUUAUACAUACACACUCCUAGCGGUGCUCACUGAUACUGUAUUCUCUCUCUCACUGAGAGUGCUCUGACAUAAGCUACAUUACCAUGACUACUCAUUGACCCUUGCUCCCCAAAGUGUUCUGCUUCUGACUUUAAGCUUUAGAGUAAUUAGAGUAAUCUCUUCCAUCUUAUUCUCUCUGGUUUUAAGUUAAAAUCAAUUUUCUGUUUCCAAACUAAUACCUUAACCAUUCUUACAUACCUAAGCCACUACACUCAGUUUUGUUUAACUGAAGGCAACACAAUGUGACAUUUACUUUUAAACACUAGAUUUCUUUUAUGGUAUAUAUUUUAUUAAGUAUUUAUUUUAACUACUGAUCUUUCAUAAAAAUUUUAAACAUUUAGUUAAAAUUGUUAGUUCCCUUGAGUUAACUAAUCUCUAAUUAUAUCUUAGAAACCAUAAUGUUUUCUAAGAAAUUUUUUAUAAAUAGGUCACAAGAAACAUGUUCUGCAUUAAAGACCCAUUCCUUUUAGUUUCCCAGAGGAUCUAACAUAGAUUUCUUUCUUUCUUUCUUUUUUUUUUUUUUAAGAUAUUUUAACUCUAGCACUAAAGCCAGUGGGUGUUAGUUCUUGACCCAGGAGAUUUUGGUAACCAUCAAAGCAGUAUCUUAUUUCGGUUUUUAGAGUGUAUCUUUGUGACUUCAGAGAUGGAGUGGAGAAUACCUCAUGUACUAUAACUUGAAGAUGAAGUUACUAUUCUCUCUGUAUAUCUCUAGAAAAGUUUUUGCUGAUAAUCACUACAAUGAAAAUUCUAAGUGGAGGACAGCUCAGUACGUAAAGUCAAAGGAAAACCUUUUAUGAUAGCAAGCAUAAUAAAAGUUUGAAGACUAUUUUAGUAAAUUUAUAUAGCUAGUCAAGUGAUUAGGAUAAAUAUUAAUAUCCAAUAAUUUUUAUAGAAAAACAUCUUUUAUUAGCACUCAUAAUAAUGUCUGUCACAAAAUACUCAUACUUGAAUUUUAAUUUAUUUAAAUCAAGUCCAUCUUGAAUAGCAAUUAUUAAUUAUUACCAAUCAAUGAUACCCAACCUCAUUUCAUAUUAGAAUCCCAUGGGAGCUUUUCUGAAAUUGAAUCAUGCUUCAGUCUUUCCCAAAACCUCUUUGAGUGAUUCUCAUCUAUAGUUAAGAGUUCAGGGCUACUGCUCUAAAUUAGUUCAGAAAAGGUCCUCUUUUUUUCUCCUGUGUUAAACUUGUAAAUUAGUAAUACAACCCAAUUAAUUUUUAAUGGCUUAAAUCCCACUAAGGAAUAUAUUCUAUUGAAAAUAUAAAUAGUAAAUUCUAUCAAACUUGGUUAUGGUCAAAUUAAUAUUUCUUAAGUCCGUGAAAUUUUAUUGAAACUAUUCAGGUGAGAAGAUACAAUAAAUAUCUCUACAUCCCCAGCUGCUUCAAAGCUGACAUCUUGAAGACAUGAGAAUGUAAACAUUUAAGCCCAGUUUACUAUCUUAUGGUUUAGCACUUUGGAUAUCUCAAUUAAAAAAACAAAAAAAACAAAAAACAAAAAACAAAACAAGACAUAUCACAGGAUUGUGUGCAGAUAUAAAAGGAUAUAGCUUAAUUUUCAACAUUUUACAAAUCUACUUGUCAUAAAUUCUAGCAAAGCUUUGACAAUCUUAUGUUUCUUCUUCACCACUCCUGGGAAAGUGGAGUUCAAUUCUAAAUUGCUACUAUAGUUUUUGUUUCCCUAUUAACAUUUAAAAUUGGGAGUUUUCUAAUUCUUCUAGUGAAUAGCCCCACUCACCAACCCUCCCCUUCCAGGCUAGGCCUUAUAAUGAUGCUCAAACAGGUCUGAACUCAAAGGCUCCAGUGAUCCUGUUGCAGUUCCCUCCCUGUGUGCCUGGGAAGACUGGCAUGUACGUCCUUGCCCAGUCCCAAUGUGAUUAUCUGACGUCAAUGACGUGGACAAUAAGAUAACUAGUUAUAUCACUUUGUUUAACGUUUUAUGUAUACUCUUAGGUAUUUCGUGUGUGAAUUACACAAUUCUAAUAAAAUAUGCCUUUCUUUACAUCUGAGUUUUCAACUUCAUGUUAUAGAAUGCUUCAAAGAUGCUUUAAUGAAAAUUAUUAAGAAUAUAUAGAUUUGUAUGUCAAUUUAUACUUCAAAAUCCAUAUAUUUGUCAUAUUUAUUUUUUUAUUUGCAUGGCCAAAUGAUAUUUAAAAUGAGCCCCUCCCCCACAAAUAUCUGGUAACUGUUAAAACUUGUCACUUAUCCAUAUUAAGGGUUCAUUAAAAAAUAGUUAAAAUUGUAUGCAUUUUUAUAUUACUAUGCUGUUUGUGUGUAUCACAUUUCUAAAUAUUCAUUAUUAAAUUGUUACUUUUUAAAACUUUCA